Spodoptera exigua (beet armyworm) is the source of this 2112-nucleotide messenger RNA. Lineage: Eukaryota; Metazoa; Arthropoda; Insecta; Lepidoptera; Noctuidae. The record is from the annotation of a GenBank genome assembly.
CCAGUGUUGACUAACAACCGCCGCGGCACGCGCCUAGUUGACAGUUGUCCGUCGCUCCCGGCCGUAUGUCACGAACAUACCUAUUAUCACUUGGAACUUAGCACGACCGCCUCUUAGUCCAAGCGGGACGACGCACGGUGCAACAGGCCGAUAAAAAAAUAUUCAAAACAAGACAAAAUGUAUAAAACGUUUUGGUAUACCGGUAUCCAUAUUAGUCGCAUGUCGUGGGUGUCACAGUGAACAUGUAUUAAUAAUUAAUUUAUCGAUUAUCAAUAAAUAAUAUUUCGCAAAAAAUAAAUAAACAAAGUGAUCCAAAUUAAAAAUAAAAAAAAUCAAUACCAUAAAUAAAAAAAUGUUUGCGAUCUUAGUGUUGUUUGUGGUCAGUUUUGCAGAUUUAACUCUGCAGGCAGAAUGGACGUACAGCCACCAAUCGGCAUGGCCAGGAAAAUGCAACGCGGGAGUGGGCCAGUCUCCAAUCAACAUUAUGACCCAAGACGCUAUAGUGGACAAGCAUCACGCCCACAUUCGAGGCCCUCUAGUCUUCCGAGGAUACAACGAUGUCUCGCUGUACGGGUCCAACAAUGGACAUACAGUGAAAUGGUCUGGAGUUGCCGGUGGACCAGCACCAAUUCUGUCUGGUGGUCCUCUCAGAGGGAACUACACCUUCCUGCAGUUCCACUUCCACUGGCUCUCAGAACACGCCAUUGAUGGAAUGAAGUACCCUCUGGAAGUCCACAUGGUCCACAUUAAGACUGGUCUGACUCUCGACGAGGCUCUGUCGCGACCCGAUGGACUGGCUGUCAUUGGGGUCUUUUUCAUGAUGCACAGAGGGUAUGGUAGUGAUCGUGCUCUAGAGGAGAUCAUACCAAUGAUGCCCUACAUUGUAGACAGCUCACAGAACAACACUGAACCACGAAGAAUUGAUAUUACACGCCUGCUGAGCAAUGAACCUCAGUCAUACUACACGUACCAUGGCUCUCUCACUACUCCCAUGUGCCAGGAAGUCGUCACAUGGAUCGUCAUGGACAAACCAAUCUUCAUUUCUCCUGAUCAGUAUGCAUUAUUUACCAAGACCGAUGUGGGUGGUGACUACAACUACCGCAGUCUGCAGCCGAGGAACAACAGAGUGGUGUACCGCUCCAUAGCCUCAUGUGCCUCCAUCAUGGCUCCCACCAUCCCCGGAACCCUCAUCAGCCUCUUCUCCUGCCUCUCAACUUCCCUAGCAGCAGGAGUCAACAAGGGCGUAGGAGCAUUUCUGAACAUCAAGAGGAAAAUUUUCGGUUCAUCUGCCAAAAAUUGCGUGAAGGCCAAAUAAAUGUAGUGGAAGUUAUCUAGAGAAUUCAAAGGUAUUGUGAAUGUGCAUAUAUUGGUUGUACCGAAAUAAUCCUUACGGAGUAAGGUCUAAAGACAUCUGUUGUAUGAAAAAAACUCAGAGGACUUUAAACGCUUGAAGCGCCAUCUAGAAAGAGCAAAAACGGUCCAUAGUCGCCAAGAGCCUAAUAGUUAGCUAUUAAGCUGCCAAAUUAAGUAGAUAAUAGGUCUAUACUGUGAAGAUGGAGGAAACAUCUAAGGUAACUAAUUUUUAAAAGUGCCAUGAAUAUGCUUUACUAAUGACAAGUUUUCCCAUCUUUUGCAGUGUAGAUUUUUGGUGUAUAGGUAGGAGUAUAGAUGUAGAAUUGAAGUAAUUUCUAGGAAAUUUUGUUUAACAAUUUUAUCCGAAUCAAGAAGAUUAUAAGAUUAUAAAUUUAAUAUGCUUAAAUUAAUCAUUAUUGUCGGUCGCUGAUACCGCUAAAAACCAAGAUACGCUAAGUUCAGCAAAUUUGAAAUAUCCAGCUGUUCAGCCUGAAGUAAAUACUUGGUAUCGACACCUUAUCACUGAUUUCUAGUCAUCAACUAUAAUGAUUAUUUAAUCUCGCUUAAUUAUUCACGAGUCGAUUAAAUAAUUUUUUAAACAUUUCAUAUGUUUAAAAAAUAAUUUGCUAAUAUCAUCCUUUCUGAUUAUUAUGUAAUUCGUUCUGGAUUACAAUAGUUAUUGUUCCGCGUUUAUGAUUUUAAACAAUCCUUGAUAUAGACUGUUUUAUUUAUAAUAUUUUACUGUGCGUUUGGCGCAGU